Messenger RNA from Hansenula ciferrii, 4266 nucleotides. It is a transcript of the gene YOR1, whose product is annotated as ATP-binding cassette transporter YOR1. Gene Ontology annotation, cellular component: plasma membrane. Gene Ontology annotation, biological process: transmembrane transport. The record is from RefSeq and is a predicted model, not a curated record. Gene Ontology annotation, molecular function: ATP binding; ABC-type xenobiotic transporter activity; ATP hydrolysis activity. Bases 1 to 4266 code for a protein of 1421 amino acids. The transcript has a single exon. NCBI's taxonomy places the organism in Eukaryota, Fungi, Ascomycota, Saccharomycetes, Phaffomycetales, Wickerhamomycetaceae.
AUGGUUGAUGUUGAACAACAAACGGUAUACCCUGAAGGGUAUAAUAAAGAUGAUAUGAUUUUACAAAAAAGAUUAAUGACUCCAUUAUUAUCUAAAAAAGUCCCUCAAAUACCCAAUCAAGAUGAAAGAAAAAGAUAUCCUUAUAUGCAUUCAAAUUAUAUAUCAAGAAUUUUUUUUUGGUGGAUAAUACCUUUAUUAAAUAUUGGUUACAAGAGAACUUUAACUUCAAAUGAUUUAUAUAAAUUAGAAGAUGAUAUGUCAAUAAAUCAUACUUAUCCAAUUUUUGAAUCUCAUUUAAAUAAAAUUGUGGCAAAAUCAAGAUCUAAAGCUUUGAAAAAAAAUCCAAAUUUAACAGAAGAAGAAUUAGAAAACAUACCAUAUCCAAAAUAUUCAUUAGUUAAAGCAUUAUUCCUUACUUUUAAAGUUAAAUAUUCAUUAGCAAUCAUAUUUAAAGCAUUAGCUGAUAUUGCACAAACUUUAAAUCCAUUAUUAACAAAAGCUUUAAUCAAUUAUGUUGAAGAACGUGUUUAUAAACCUUCAACCCCAUUAGGUAAAGGUAUUGGUUAUGCGUUUGGUGUUGCUUUUGUUCUAUUGGCAAAUGGUAUAUUGAUAAAUCAUUUUUUACAUAAUUCUUUAACAACAGGUGCUCAUUGUAAGGCAAUUUUAACUACAGCUUUAUUGAAAAAAUCUUUCAAUGCAGAUGCUAAAACAAGACAUACUUAUAAUGCUGGUAAAGUUACUUCUUUAAUGGGUACUGAUUUGGCAAGAAUUGAUUUAGCUGUGGGGUUCCAACCUUUUGCUAUUACAUUCCCAUUACCUGUUAUUAUUGCAAUUGUCUUAUUAAUUGUUAAUAUUGGUGUUUCAGCAUUGGCGGGUAUUGCAAUUUUCAUUAUAUCAAUUGCUAUAAUUGGUGCAAGUGCUAAAAGAUUAUUAUUAAUGAGAAAAUCUGCAAAUCAAUAUACAGAUAAAAGAAUUGGUUUCAUGAGAGAAAUUUUACAAUCAAUGAAGAUUAUUAAAUUUUAUUCAUGGGAAGAUGCUUAUCAAAAAAAUGUUACUGAACAAAGAAAUAAAGAAGUUUCAAUUAUUUUUAAAAUGCAAACUAUAAGAAAUUUCUUAAUGGCUUAUUCUGUCACAUUACCAACUUUUACUUCAAUGGUUGCCUUCUUAGUGCUUUAUGGUGUUAAAAAUGAUCGUAAUCCUGCAAAUAUUUUUUCAUCAUUAAGUUUAUUUAGUGCUUUAGCAAAUCAAGUUUUAAUGUUACCAAUGGCUUUAGCAACAGGUGCAGAUGCAAUGAUUGGGAUUGGUAGAGUUCGUGAAUAUUUACAAUGUCCAGAUGGUAAACCUUUAGAAAAUAAUGAAGAUUUUGACAAUAAUGAUGGUUCACAAAUGAUUAAUGAAAAAUUAGCUAUAAAAGUUAAAAAUGCAUCAUUUGAAUGGGAAGAAUUCCCAGAAGUUGAAGAAAUUAAACCAAUUGGGAAAGAAAAAAAGGGUCUAAGAUCAAGAUUUCAAAAAAAGAAGAAAGUUGAUGAAUUAGAUGAAAAAUCAAAUGUCAUUUUGGAAACUUCAACUUCAACUGAUCAAUCAUUGAAAACUAAUGAUCAAGAAAUCAAUUCAGAUCCAGAAACAACAGCAGCUUAUACCAAAAAUGUUUUCAAAGGGUUCCAUGAUAUAAAUUUUGAAAUUAAAAAAGGUGAAUUCAUAAUUGUUACAGGUCCAAUUGGUUCAGGUAAAUCAUCAUUAUUAACCGCCCUAUCAGGAUUUAUGAAGAAAACUCAAGGUAAUUUAGGUAUAAAUGGUUCAUUAUUAUUAUGUGGUCAAUCAUGGGUUCAAAAUGCUACUGUUAGAGAAAAUAUUCUUUUUGGAUUAGAAUUUGAUGAAGUUCGUUAUAGACAAGUUUUAAAAGUUUGUGCAUUAACUGAUGAUUUAAAAAGUUUUACAGGUGGUGAAUUAACAGAAAUUGGUGAACGUGGUAUUACAUUAUCUGGUGGACAAAAAGCUCGUAUUAAUUUAGCUCGUGCAGUUUAUGCAAAUAAAGAUGUUUUAUUACUUGAUGAUGUCUUAAGUGCAGUUGAUGCUCGUGUUGGUAAACAUAUUAUGGAUAAUUGUUUGGUUGAUUAUUUACAUGGUAAAACAAGAAUCUUAGCAACUCAUCAAUUGUCUUUAGUUAAUGAUGCUGAUAGAAUUAUUUAUUUAAAUGGUGAUGGUACUAUUAAUAUGGGUACUGUUGAUGAAUUAUUAGCAACAACUCCAGGUUUUGUUACAUUAAUGGAAUAUAGUAAAAAAUCUCAAGAUGAAGAAAAUUCUGAAGAUGAUGAUGAUGGAAAACCUGAAGUUAUAGGUGAAGCUGAUGUUACUUUACAAGCAACUAAAUCAAAUACAGUUAGUGAAAAAGCUGGAAAUGCUGAAACUGGUGCAUUAAUUAAAGCUGAAGAAAAAGCUGUUAAUCAAACAUCAUGGAAAGUUUAUUUAACUUAUUUAAAAGCUGGUAAUGGUAUCUUUGGAAUUUUUGCAAGUCCUUUAGCUAUAUUAUCAUUAGUUAUUGAAGUUUUCUGUGGGUUAUUUGUUAAUGUUUGGUUAUCUUUCUGGAUUGAAUAUAAAUUUAAAACAAGAAGUGAUGGAUUUUAUAUUGGGAUUUAUGUUAUGUUUGUGUUCUUAUAUACGGGUUUUAGUUCAUGUACUUUUGUUUUAAUGGGUUAUAUUACAAUUUUUGCUGCAAAAGUUUUAAAUUUAAGAGCUAUGCAAAAAAUUUUACAUGCACCAAUGAGUUAUAUUGAUACUACACCAAUUGGUAGAAUUAUGAAUAGAUUUACCAAGGAUACAGAUGCUUUAGAUAAUGAAACUGGUGAACAAAUUAGAUUAUUUUUACAUCCAACAUUUUCAGUUGGUGGUAUUUUAAUUAUGUGUAUUAUUUAUUUACCUUGGUUUGCAAUUGCAAUCCCACCAUUAGGUGUUGUUUUCGUUUGUGUUACAAAUUAUUAUCAAUCAUCAUCAAGAGAAAUUAAAAGAUUAGAAGCUGUUAAAAGAUCAUUUGUUUAUAAUAAUUUUAAUGAAGUUUUAGGUGGUAUGAAUACUAUAAAAGCUUAUAAUGCAAGUGAUCGUUUUAUUUUGAAAAAUUCAGAAUUAUUGGAUAAUAUGAAUGAAGCUUAUUUCUUAGUUAUUGCAAAUCAAAGAUGGAUUUCAAUUCAUUUAGAUGCAGUUGCAUGUGUUUUAUCAUUAAUUGUUUCAUUAUUAUCAGUUUCAAGACAAUUUAAUAUUAGUCCAGCUUCUGCAGGGUUAGUUGUUACUUAUACAUUAAAUAUGGCUGGUUUAUUAUCAUUAAUUUUAAGAGCUUAUACACAAGUUGAAAAUGAAAUGAAUUCAGUUGAAAGAUUAUGUCAUUAUGCAAAUGAUUUAGAUCAAGAAAAUGCUUAUAGAAAACCAGAAACUCAACCUUCUUCAAAUUGGCCAGAAUUUGGUUCAUUAAAAUUUCAAAAUGUUUCAUUACGUUAUAGAGAUGGAUUACCUUUAGUUUUGAAAAAUUUAAAUGUAAAUAUUAAAGGUGGUGAAAAAAUUGGUAUUUGUGGUAGAACAGGUGCAGGAAAAUCAUCAAUAAUGACUGCAUUAUAUAGAUUAAGUGAAUUAGCUGAAGGUGAUAUAAUUAUUGAUGAUAUAAAUAUUAAACAAUUGGGACUUUAUGAAUUAAGAUCAAAAUUAUCAAUUAUUCCUCAAGAUCCAGUAUUAUUUCAAGGUUCAAUUCGUAAGAAUUUAGAUCCAUUUGAUGAACAUGAUGAAGAUAAAUUAUGGGAUGCAUUAAGAAGAAGUGGAUUAAUUGAAGAUGAACAAGUUUUAGAAGUUAUUAAAAAACAAGAUAAAUUGGAUGAAAAUUUCCAUAAGUUCCAUUUAAAUCAACAAGUUGAAGAUGAAGGUGCAAAUUUCUCAUUAGGUGAACGUCAAUUAUUAGCAUUAGCAAGAGCAUUAGUUCGUGAUUCAAAGAUUUUAAUUCUUGAUGAAGCUACGUCAAGUGUUGAUUAUGAAACAGAUGCAAAGAUUCAAACCACGAUUGCUAAUGAAUUUAAAGAUUGUACAAUUUUAUGUAUUGCACAUAGAUUAAAGACAAUUUUAGGUUAUGAUCGAAUUUUAGUUUUAGAACAAGGUGAGAUUGAACAAUUUGAUGAACCAGUAACCUUAUUUAAUGAAGUUGAUGGUAUUUUCAGACAAAUGUGUGAUAGAUCUGAUAUCAAGAGUUCUGAUUUCCUCAAAGAUUCGUAUGUAUAUAAUAGUUCAUAG